Messenger RNA from Homalodisca vitripennis (glassy-winged sharpshooter), 1523 nucleotides. Its product is annotated as venom acid phosphatase Acph-1-like. The transcript has 7 exons. Gene Ontology annotation, biological process: dephosphorylation. Gene Ontology annotation, molecular function: phosphatase activity. The record is from RefSeq and is a predicted model, not a curated record. Lineage: Eukaryota; Metazoa; Arthropoda; Insecta; Hemiptera; Cicadellidae. Bases 200 to 1450 code for a protein of 416 amino acids.
ACAGUAUUGCUAAUGUUGUCUCUUCUAAGUGUUUGAAUAUACUAUUAUGUUUCAUGUCUUAAAGAAGAUUUUAGAAUUUGACUGUUAAUGUAUUGAUUAAUCAGGCUUUUCUGACUGUAUGAGGAUUUGUGACAUUUAGUGUUUUGUCCUUUUGGUACACCUGACGUGCCAUAGUGUCAGAGGUGGUGAAGAAGAGACGAUGUCGACCUAUUUAUAUUACUUAUCCGCUGUAACUCUGGCAGUUCUGGUGAUCGUGUAUCUCUUUGUUGGUGAUCAACAAUGCUAUUUCUAUAAUAAGCCCUGCAGUGUCAAUUCUACCCCAACUGGAAACCAGCGGCCAGGAUCCAGGACUGUCUCAACGUUGCAGUUUGUCGCUGUUUUUGGCCGACACGGAAGUAGAGGUCCCAUCGUCUCGUACCCCACGAGUGAGUAUCCAAUGAACGACAGAGAGGUUUGGCCGCACGGAGCAGGUCAACUCACCACGAGAGGAAGAGUACGAAUGUACCAAUUAGGUGAAAAGCUUCGCUCUCUGUACAACAGGUUCCUGGAUGACCUGUACCACCCAGGGGAUAUCGUGAUCUACAGCACUCACUUUGACCGAUGUUUUGACAGCGCUCAGCUGAUUCUGGCUGGUCUCUAUCCACCACGAGAUUUCCAAGUGUGGAACCGCAACAUACCCUGGCAACCUAUCCGUAUCUUGUACACUGACAAGGACCACGUCAUGAUUGUAUUUUCUAUGACGCCAAAAUGGUCAAACUGGUGCCCCAAAUUUCGAAUUGAACAAGAGGAGUCCUUGGUCAGACUUCAACGAGAAAUCGGUUCAAAUUUGACACGAAUGUUGGAAUACUCGCUGCCUUACAUGUCUCUGGACGCGGGCAGUCAUAAGCUGAACACCUCAAUCGGUUCAAUGUGGAUGGACACUUACACUCUGUGGGAGUCGAUAGUAAACCCGGAGCUGGAGGGUCUCAAAAUCCCAUCCUGGGUCCCAGAGAUAUAUCCUCAGCCCAUCGCCUCCCUCAUUGUAGAUACGUAUAAGGCUGGUAUCGCCGGGUCUGACACCAUGAUCAGACUCAUGUCAGGGCAGAUAUUUCAGGAAGCGGUAGGUUUCAUGAAAGCCAGGCUGAAAAAUGAGACCAGUUUGGCGAGACAACUCUACCUCUACACCGGCCACGACUUCACAAUAGUGGGUCUUCAGCGUAUCCUGGGUCUGACAGACACCUGCCACUGGGUGGUGGAGCCUAGCUCUGCCUUGAUCCUAGAACUUCAUACGGACCCAGCCACACAUGGAUCCUACAUUAAGGUCCUGUACAUAGACGGUGUGUCGAAGGACUUGGAACCUGUUGAGCUUGCCAUCCCUGGUUGUGACUUUCCUUGCAGCAUUUACCAAUUAAUGAACAUGACGGAGAAGUAUUAUAAUGUAACAGACUGGCAAAAAGAAUGUGAAAGUUAAUGUUUUGUAAAUAUAUUUAAUAAUUUAACAAAGUAAACAAAUCAAUGACGAAUCCAUUUACCGUUCUAAUGUA